AUGCACACGUCAAUACGUCCCAAUCAGUUCGUCAUCUUGCGACUGCCCUCGGAGACGACGAAAGUUCAAAAAGUCGUCCCUAAUACGCAUGUGCCCAGUCAAUUUACUCUCUUCGUCGCGAUUAUCGGCCGCCCAUUAUAUGUGACCUACGAGAUCCUUGAGGCGCCAGGGAACACUCGCUUGCGCAUUGUUCCUGCCGCAGAGCUGCAUGCGGAGUCGUUGAUUACGGACGGAGAAGGUGACGAUGACCUCGAAGUGAACGAGGAGGGACUGCCUGUCCGCACAAAUCAAAACACAGUCGACGAUGCGUCGACCCAAAAAUUGACACUAGAGGAGAUCGAAGCGCUGAAGAAGGAGUCUACAGAUGCGGGUAGGGAUAUAAUCGCGAAGAUACUGGAAUCGCAUUCGACCAUAGACCAGAAGACGGCAUUCUCGUUGGCCAAAUACACAUUGCGCAAGCAGAAGAAGUAUAUGAAGCGAUUCACGGUAUUCCCGAUGGACGUCAGCGGUCUCACGAACUAUAUGCUGGAAAACAGGGACUCCGCCUCGAAGAGUAUGGAAUUGCGCGACGAACUGAUUGGCCUGAUAGGGAGCUGGGGGAACGUGCAUCAUGGUGGCGAUGCCUCAUUACAAGCCACACUAUCAAGACCAAAUGGUCGCUACCUCGUUGUAGAUGAUACUGGAGGGCUUCUCGUCGCAGCUAUGGCGGAACGAAUGGGACUGCUAUACCCCGACGAAGAUCGAGAAAAUGUUGAGAAUGUGUCCGCUGCGGACGGUAGCACAGAAGAACCCGCGUCAAUGUCAUUACAACGAAAAGAUCGCCCGGCUCAGAUGUCCGCUACCGAGAACACCAUCACCAUCCUCCACGCGAACAAACAACCAAACGCAUCGCUCCUAAAAUACUUUGGCUACGACCACAACGCUCCCGAAGAAUCCCAUCCCCUAUACAGACACUUGAAAUCCGUUUCCUGGCUCCAACUCCUCGACCCAGAAGCUGAUCCCAUUUACGCUGAGGAGCCCGCCAUAAUUCCCGACGCGGAGCUCGCAACUCUCAAAACCAACAAGCGCGGCGCAUACCACCGAAAACGAAACCGCUGGGCCCGCGUGCAGAGCGUCGUCAAUGAAGUUCGCGCAGGUGGCUACGAUGGCCUUGUCGUCGCUACACUCAUGGAUCUUGAUAGUGUCCUCAAACACACAGUCCCACUUCUAGCUGGCUCCGCACCAGUCGUCGUAUACUCGCCAACCAUUGAACCGCUAACGGAGAUUGCGGAUCUUUACUCUACGGCACGGAAAACGGCUUAUAUCAAUCGGAAGCGGGAGUUAGAAGAAAAGCAAGGCCAGUCUGCCAAUGGCGAGUUCCCAGAACUAGCUGCUGAAUUUAAUUUGAACCCUACACUUUUAUUGGCACCUACACUGGAAACAGUUAGGGUGCGUCAGUGGCAGGUCCUUCCGGGUCGUACGCAUCCCAUGAUGUCUGGACGUGGAGGAGCGGAGGGUUACGUCUUUCAUGGCAUUCGUGUUAUCCCGUCAACAGGGUUCAUCCAGGCUGCUGGAAAUCCGAGCCGGAAAAGGAGAAAGCUUGCAACUGAAUCGACUGCUCAGUCAACUGCUACGCCUGGAAGCACAAGUGCUGAUGUCGAGAUGAAGUCAUGA
Molecule: messenger RNA, 1653 nt
Organism: Aspergillus nidulans FGSC A4
Lineage: Eukaryota; Fungi; Ascomycota; Eurotiomycetes; Eurotiales; Aspergillaceae
Gene: trm6
Product: tRNA 1-methyladenosine methyltransferase subunit GCD10
Exons: 2
Coding region: 1-1653 (550 amino acids)
Biological process (GO): tRNA methylation
Cellular component (GO): nucleus; tRNA (m1A) methyltransferase complex
Source: RefSeq, a predicted model, not a curated record